GGCAAACCCCCACUCAUUUACUUCCCUGCUUUUCAAGCACUGGAGCUGAAAACACUGGAACGAGUCAAUCAGCAAACAAGGGUAGCAGCAGACUGGGAGCUUCGCUAAUGAAAAGAGAAAACUGCACACAGACUCUGCUAAUCACUUAAGUAAAAUCGUCAAAAUGAUGGAAGAGAAAGGACAGCAAAAAAAGAACACAACCUUAUUUUUAUCUUUUUUAAAUGUGGCAAGAAUUAUUAUUCUCCUCCAUUCAAGAGCUGGAGAAAAUACCUGGGUAAGAAAUACAGUUUUCCCAAAAUAGAAAUUCUUCUUCUUGGUAUUAGAAGAAACAAGUGCUAAACAAAAGCGUGCAGAGAGACAAGUUUCAGAAAAAUUAUAAAAAAAAAAACCAAAUCAACAACUUGUUUUCCAGAAAGUAGUGAAACAUCUUAUCCUAAAAUCCACCAAGUGAUGAAAAAGAUUACAAAGGAUCUUCCUGGAUGCAAAGUGAACUCUGCUAAAAUGCAAAAGAAAGAGCUACUGAAUUUUCUGCUAUAAUCUUCUGAAACCUGAACUUCACUAUAAAGGGGAGACCAGACCACUGAACCCUGCCAAGCAGAGAUGGACACAAGACAAGACUUUCAUUUUUAAGACUUAAUUGCACCCAGCAAGGUACAUGAUAAAAAAGUUGGAAACUUUUUUAUCGGAGAUGGUUACAGUAUCUCAAAAUAGCAGAUGACCAGUUUACCAUACUGACCAUGCUGGCCUUUCUUCAGGACCAUCCUGGACCAGAGAGGAACAGUGAACUCCUACACCGUACGCAAUUCCUGCACAAAAUACAGCUCCUGAAUACGUUCUGCUGGGCACAAAAAUGUCCUAUCCUUUACAUUUCUUGAACGGGUCUGGACUUGGCAAUGGAUCUUUGUUGCCUCUCUCAGUAACGGAAGAACCCAAGCAGGACUACACAAGUGACGAACAAGGAAACAAAGUGCAUUGGGCGGCUUUACUGAUCCUCCUGGUGAUAAUCCCCACGAUCGGGGGGAACAUACUCGUCAUACUGGCAGUGUCUCUGGAGAAAAAGUUACAAUAUGCUACUAACUACUUUUUGACAUCCUUGGCAGUGGCGGAUUUGCUCGUGGGUCUGUUUGUGAUGCCGAUUGCCCUUCUCAUAAUCUUAUUUGACAAUACCUGGCCUUUUCCAACUGCCUUGUGUCCUAUCUGGCUGUUCCUUGAUGUCCUCUUUUCCACAGCUUCCAUCAUGCACCUCUGUGCCAUCUCACUGGACCGCUAUAUUGCGAUUAAAAAGCCAAUCCAGGCUAGUCAGUACAAUUCAUGGGCUACAACAAUCAUCAAAAUCAUCGUGGUUUGGCUCAUUUCAAUAGGCAUUGCUAUUCCGAUCCCUAUCAGAGGCAUUGAAGAUGGAAAUGGCAACUCUACAAACAUCACGUGUGCCCUGACGCCUGAUCGUUUUCAUGAUUUCAUUCUGUACGGAUCAGUGGCUGCAUUCUUCAUUCCCCUCACUAUCAUGAUAGUCACUUAUUUUCUGACAAUCCAAGUGCUACGCAAGAAGGCCUACUUCAUCAACAAGCCACCUCACCGUUUCACUUGGUCAACGGUGUCCACAGUACUUCAGCGUAACACAACACCUGCCUCCUCACCAGAAAAGGUGGCCAUGCUAAAUGGCUCCAGAAAGGACAAGACUUUGUCCAAUGACAUGCCUAUCUGCAGAACAUCCACAAUCGGGAGGAAGUCCAUGCAAACAAUAACCAAUGAACAAAGGGCGUCAAAAGUUCUAGGGAUUGUAUUUUUUCUUUUCCUGUUGAUGUGGUGCCCAUUCUUCAUAACAAACAUAAGUUCAGUUCUGUGCAACUCUUGCAACCAAGAGGUUUUUCAAAAGCUUAUGGAGAUAUUUGUUUGGAUAGGAUAUGUAUCCUCAGGAGUGAACCCUCUUGUCUAUACACUAUUCAACAAAACAUUUAGGGAAGCUUUCAGCAGGUAUAUCACUUGCAACUAUCGGACCACACAGCCUAUCAAGGCCCUUAGAAAACGCUCCAGCAGGAUCUCUUUCAGAAGCUCUGUGACAGAAAAUUCCAAAUUCUUUGUCAUGCAUGGGAUGAGAAACGGGAUUAACCCCAUUAUAUACCAGAGCCCAAUGAGGCUGAGGAGCUCACCCAUCCAAGCGUCAUCGGCCAUUCUGCUGGAUACGUUGCUGCUCACAGAGAAUGAAGUUGAUAAAACAGAAGAACAAGUCAGCUACGUAUAGUGGAAUGGCAGCUAUGUCUAUAUCAUAGUAUUAUUGUAUGUAUUGUUCUAGGUAACUGUGCUGUAAGAGGGUAUAAAUACUAUUGUUUUCUGUUAUUUAUGCAAGCAAUAUCUUACAAAUUUAUAUUAAUUCCUCUCCUCCAAAGCCUCCUCUAUUUUAACCCCAACUCCAUGGUGGCACCCACAGCUUCAUUCCAUGAUAAAUGACUGAUGCAGAACUGUAGCCUUCAGGAAGAGGGAAAUAAAUAUAAGCUAAACCAGUUUGCAUAUCUGA
Molecule: messenger RNA, 2515 nt
Organism: Strigops habroptila (Kakapo)
Lineage: Eukaryota; Metazoa; Chordata; Aves; Psittaciformes; Psittacidae
Gene: HTR2B
Product: 5-hydroxytryptamine receptor 2B
Exons: 4
Coding region: 851-2242 (463 amino acids)
Biological process (GO): smooth muscle contraction; G protein-coupled receptor signaling pathway, coupled to cyclic nucleotide second messenger; chemical synaptic transmission
Cellular component (GO): dendrite; plasma membrane
Molecular function (GO): G protein-coupled serotonin receptor activity; neurotransmitter receptor activity
Source: RefSeq, a predicted model, not a curated record